GGAAGAGGGCACCCGUGAACUCUCUUCAGUAACUUAGAUUAAACAAAGAAGAUGGCGGUCGUGUGGCAAUAUUUUAAAGUUUCAGAGAAAGAUCAGCGUUUUGCAGUUUGCAAUACGUGUUCCGUUGAAAUCUCAAGAGGGGGGUCUGUUAGAAAGUCAUUUAACACAACAAAUCUCAUUGGACAUUUGAGAAGCAGGCACGAGGCGGUGUACGGGGAUUACCUGCAAGCUGACCAAAAACGGAAAAAUGAAGCCGCUAAGGAAGCGCAAACCCCUGUUAAGGCUCAGACUUCAAUUGACACGGCGUUUGAGAAAGCCAAACAGCUGCCUCCAGACAGCACCAAAGCGAAACAGAUAACAAACAAGGUGAUGGAGUUCAUAGCUUUAGAUGACCAGCCUUUCUCUGUAGUGGAGGACGUGGGUUUUCGGAGUCUGAUGAAGUUUAUGGAGCCACGCUACACGCUGCCGAGCCGACGUCACUUUGCCGAGGUCUGUCUCCCCGAAAUACACAACAUUGUGGCCACGCACAUUCAUGAGCUACUGGCUUGCGACAUCGCUGCAAUCAGUUUCACCACUGAUAUAUGGAGUUCAGAUGUAAGCCCUGUGAGCAUGCUUAGCCUCACGGCACAGUGGAUUAAUAAGGACUUCAACCUGGUAAAGGCAGUGUUGCACUCCCAGGAGUUUGCAGGUAUCCACUCAGCAUCUGCUAUCUCGGAGGCUUUUGAGAAAAUGUUCCAGACGUGGAAAAUCGACAAAACCAGAGUGCAUGCUGUCGUGAGAGAUAAUGCUAAGAAUAUGAAAAAAGCUAUGAUGGACAGUGUUCUGGCUAGUUUUGGCUGUAUGGCGCACACACUGCAACUGGCAAUUCAUGACGGUGUUUUUAGCCAGCGCAGCCUCACUGAUAUUGUGUCUAUAUGCCGGAAAAUCGUCGGCCACUUUAAACACUCACCCCUUGCCUAUUCACGUCUCCAGGCUGUGCAGAUCCAGUUGGGAAUGAAACCAAAAAGGCUGCAGCAAGAUGUUUCCACACGCUGGAAUAGUACAUUUUAUAUGAUGGAGAGCUUGCUGGAACAAAAGCGCGCACUUGCUACAUAUGCCGCAGACUACGACCUCCCGGCCACUCUAAAUGCGCACCAGUGGCAAUUAAUUGAAAACUUUAUAACACUCUUCUCCCCAUUUGAACAAUUGACGAGAGAAGUUAGCUCAUCAGAAGCAUCAGCUGCAGAUGUCCUCCCCUCUGUGACAGCCCUGAGACGUCUUCUGAGUAAGCAGGCUGACACCGAUCACGGCAUUAAAACAACAAAGACCUCAUUAUUAGAGGCUAUAAAUAGACGCUUCGAUCAAAUCCAGUACGAUCCCAUGUUCUGCAUUGCCACCUAUUUGGAUCCCAGAUACAAGGAUCGUUACUUUGAUGAGGAUGUUAAACAACGCGCUCGAGAAAUACUUGAGGCACACCUGUUGGCUGAUGCCGGUGCAGAGGAUGUGACGCGCGAUGGAGAGCGCGCACAUCACACAGAGCGCAAAAGGCAACGAUCCGACAGAACAGGGCCCUCCCUGCAUGAUGUGUUUGAGGAGAUUCUGGAAGAAAAUGGAUCAGAGAGGACAAGUACCUCGUCUGUAUCCCAACAACUGGGUAUUUUCCUGUCAGAGAUCACUAUUCCGAGAGGUGAGAGCGCACUUUGCUAUUGGAGAAAUAACCAUCUGCGUUUUCCAGAACUCGCACAAAUAGCACGCAAAUACCUUAGUGCGCCAUGCACCAGCGUAGAGAGUGAGCGGUUAUUCAGCUCUGUGUCUCAUGUCUUAGAUGAAAAGAGAAAUAGGCUUUGCUGUGACAAGGCAGAGAUGCUUAUCUUUGUAAAGAAAAACAUGCAUCUUAUUAAGAAGUAGGCCAGAGAUACAGCAGGUGACUUAUGUGUCAUUAAUGAUCAGAAGUGGAGGUACUGUUUUGUUUUAUAAAAUGCCCCGUGUUCGAGCCUGUGAGUUCUGAAAAAGUAAUGUUUUAUUCUGCAUGAGAAAUACACAAGGUGAAAGAUAGCCCUAUU
Molecule: messenger RNA, 2042 nt
Organism: Esox lucius (northern pike)
Lineage: Eukaryota; Metazoa; Chordata; Actinopteri; Esociformes; Esocidae
Product: zinc finger BED domain-containing protein 4-like
Exons: 2
Coding region: 52-1887 (611 amino acids)
Molecular function (GO): protein dimerization activity; DNA binding
Source: RefSeq, a predicted model, not a curated record